Molecule: messenger RNA, 4762 nt
Organism: Sarcophilus harrisii (Tasmanian devil)
Lineage: Eukaryota; Metazoa; Chordata; Mammalia; Dasyuromorphia; Dasyuridae
Product: hippocampus abundant transcript 1 protein
Exons: 12
Coding region: 306-1787 (493 amino acids)
Biological process (GO): transmembrane transport
Cellular component (GO): membrane
Molecular function (GO): transmembrane transporter activity
Source: RefSeq, a predicted model, not a curated record
GCGGCGUGGUUGCGCACGCAACCGCGGCAGGCGGAAGUGGGUCGCUAAGGAGGCGGAGAAGCCGCCCGCCUGCCCGCCCCGGGAGCUGCGCCGCCGCCGCUGCCUCCGCCUCCGCCGCCUCCGCCGCCUCCCGCCGCCGCUGACAGGCCCGCGGCCCCUGGGCGGAGAGCGAGCGGGCGGGCGGGGCCCGGGCCGGGCCGGGCCGGGCCUGGCCGGGAGCGGGGAGAGCGCCGCCCCGCGCCCCGGGGCCGCAGGAUGAAGGGGCCGAGCCCGAGCCGGGGGCGCCGGGCCCAGGAGGCGGCACCAUGACUGGGGAGAAGAAGAAGAAGAAGCGGCUCAACCGCAGCGUGCUGCUGGCCAAGAAGAUCAUCACCAAGGACGGAGGCGCCCGACAGGGGAUUGGCGAGCCUAGUGUAUACCAUGCCGUGGUGGUGAUCUUCCUGGAGUUUUUUGCCUGGGGCCUGCUCACAACCCCUAUGUUAACGGUAUUGCACCAGACAUUCCCACAGCACACUUUCCUGAUGAAUGGCCUGAUCCACGGAGUCAAGGGCCUGCUGUCUUUCCUCAGCGCCCCUCUCAUUGGCGCCCUCUCAGAUGUCUGGGGCAGAAAGUCAUUCCUCCUCUUGACGGUGUUCUUCACCUGCGCACCCAUCCCACUGAUGAAGAUCAGCCCCUGGUGGUACUUUGCAGUCAUUUCCAUGUCAGGCGUCUUCGCAGUCACCUUCUCCGUCAUCUUUGCCUAUGUAGCUGACAUCACCCAGGAGCACGAGCGGAGCACAGCCUAUGGCCUGGUCUCCGCUACCUUUGCUGCCAGUCUGGUGACAAGCCCAGCCAUCGGUGCCUACCUGUCCCGCGCCUAUGGGGACACACUGGUGGUAGUGCUGGCCUCAGGCGUGGCUCUGCUGGACAUCGGCUUCAUCUUGCUGGCUGUGCCCGAGUCCCUGCCCGAGGAGAUGCGCCCAGUGUCCUGGGGGGCUCCCAUCUCCUGGGAGCAGGCCGACCCCUUUGCUUCUCUUCGGAAAGUGGGCCAGGACUCGACCGUGCUUCUCAUCUGUAUCACUGUCUUCCUCUCCUACCUACCAGAAGCUGGCCAGUACUCCAGCUUCUUUCUCUACCUGCGCCAGGUAAUUAGCUUUUCCUCAGAAACAGUGGCCGCCUUCAUUGGUGUGGUGGGGAUUCUCUCCAUCCUGGCUCAGACAGUGGUGCUGGGGAUCCUGAUGCGCUCCAUAGGGAACAAGAACACGAUCCUGCUUGGCCUGGGGUUCCAGAUCCUACAGCUAGCCUGGUACGGCUUUGGCUCCCAGCCUUGGAUGAUGUGGGCCGCAGGUGCGGUGGCUGCCAUGUCCAGCAUCACCUUCCCCGCCAUCAGCGCCAUGGUGUCCCGGAAUGCAGACCCUGACCAGCAAGGGGUCGUCCAAGGGAUGAUCACAGGCAUCCGGGGGCUGUGCAACGGUCUGGGCCCGGCUCUGUAUGGCUUCGUCUUCUAUCUCUUUCACGUGGAGCUGAACGAGAUGGUGGCGGUGGAGAGCCUGGAGAAGGCCGCCAAGCCCAACAUGGCCAACCCUUCGGACGAGCGGAGCAUCAUCCCCGGCCCCCCUUUCCUCUUUGGAGCGUGCUCAGUCCUGCUGUCCCUCCUAGUGGCCUUGUUCAUCCCUGAGCACAAUCAUCUCACACUGCGGUCCGGCAGCCACAAGAAACACAGCAAUGGUGCCCAGAGCCACACACACAGCCCCCAGGCGGGCGGCCUGGAUGGCAAGGAGCCCCUCCUGGUGGACAGCAGUGUAUGAGGGGAAGGGAGAGGCCAGGAACCACCACCUUCCCCCAGCCCACCCCAUCGACUGCGGUGUGCUCGAUGCGGACUGGACCGGGUGGGAGGGCAGGCGGUCACGGACUGUACCACUAAUAGCAAAUGAGAGGACCAAGGAGACUGAGGCCCUCAGAGCCAAACACAGAUAAACACAGCUACCCACAAACUCAGUCCCAAUGGUGCAAAACUAGGCUUCUGUCAUCCAUCCAGGGCUGGAGAAUGGGAAGGAGUUGGGACUACACCACGUGAAGACAGGCUAGUGUUAGACUCACCUGCUUCUGGGGAGCUGUGGACUUUGAAAUGGGACCUGCCAAAUCCUCGUUUUGCCAGGGAGCGGGGGAGUGCCUGAAUCUCAGGUCCUGGCCCACUGCCCUCCCACAGUCACAGGAGGCACUUCCGAUUCCCCCUGGGGUGAAGGGGGACCAGGCAGAAAAGGGACCAGCAACAGCAGACCCACUGUCCGCGUUAGCUAGCCAGAACUGACCCAACCCCGUGGGCCCCUCUUCCUUGGCACCCAACCAAAUGUGCCUGCCCAGCCCAGGAUGCUCUUGGCAGGGAGCUCCUUGCUGAUGGUAUCGUAGAAGGCAGAGAUUUCCCAUAUCCUCGUGAGGGGUCCCAGUUUUUCCUACAGAAACCCAAAAGAGAUUUCCCCCCUUUAUCAGGUCCGUCUGCUUUGCAGCAGCCAGAGGGUCAGGUUUGUCAUGGUUCUGAACUGGAGGAGUGGGGGAAGCGGGGAGCCCACCAAAGGAGGGGAGAUCAGGGACCCAGAGGCACUAGGACAUUUCCAGUGUAUGCACCCAUUAUUGGCCCUGCAGCUGCCAUCCAAAAAACCCUAGAGCUUGUGGGUCAGAGUAAUGGCUGACUGGGUCCCUGGAACCCCAGGUCCUCAAGGCACUGCUCCUGCAUUUGUGGGGUCAGUUCUGGGGAGUGAAGACUGAGGCCAGGAACCUGCCACGCCCCAGCCCCCAUCCCUAGAGGUCUAGGGUCUAGAUCUAGAGAUCUAGAUGUCUCCUUGCCCGUACACAUUCGAGAGCAGCAGAGGAUUCUGGGAUGCCCAAUAACUAGCCCAGAUGGUCACAGCAAAGCCCCUCUAAGGAAGGUCAGGCUGUCUAGGUGACACUAGAAAAGCAGCCACAAGGCAGGAGCACAGAAAUGACCCAGGUUAGACUCCUCUGGCUAUAGGGAUGGUGGUGUUGUUUUCCCCAUGUUGCUUUUGGUUAGAUUUGCUGGUGGCCCAUGUUGCUUUUGGUUAGAUUGCUGGUGGCCCUUGCCUACAAGGGCCCCAUGACUCCCUUCGCUUGGAGCGGCCCCGGUGCUGGGCCGGCUGCCAUCAGUGCUCCAGCUUUGUCCCUGGGUUGUGGCCAGUGGAGGUCAGGUACGGGUCUGGGGCAGCCUGUGGCUCUGCCCUCCUCCCAUCCCCCAGGAAAGACCUGCCACAGCCCAUGUCAGGGAUUUUGUCCUAGGAGGGGGUCCCAAGCUUUCCCAUCAUUCCCAACCAAGCCUUUUGUUUACAUACAGAGCAGUUCCAGAUCCCUAGCCUACAUCCCCAGGAAGGUGGAAGGCUUUUAGGGAUUCUCUGGCCCCUCCCCAUGAGUCCAGGAGCGAGUGCUUCCUUGGGAAUUUCCUCUGGGGUUCUGCAUGGGGGAGGUGGCCAAAGCUGCUUUGCCCUCAGCCCGUCCAUCCGUCUCCUUCAUCCAGGACCUACAGUGCUGGAGCCAGAGCCAUCCAAACAUUGUAGAAAUGAGCCCACCCUGGGAGAGGAGGUGGCGGUGGCCUUUCCAUUUUGCACUUUAGUCUGCAGGGACCGGCGGACCCGCAGUCCCGUUUCUCCUUCCUCUUCCCCUUGCAGCCCCAUGCCCACCAAGGUUUUCUUUCCAACAGUUGGCCCAUUUUCUGGGUAGAGACAUCAGAAAAGCAAAAUCUCACUCAUCCUUUCAAAAGGUCACGGAAGACCAUUUCAAAAAUUCAAAUUAACAGACCAACUCGGGUUAUCAGGCUGGGAGCCUCUAGGUCACAGAGACACCUGUGGUAACCUGGCAUUGCCAGGAACAGAGCUCUGAGCAGUCAGCUGAUCCCCUCACCCCAGAAACCACAAGGCAGGGACCAGGCCCAUGGCCCUGAUUCCAGCAAGCUUCCCCCACCCCCGCCUUUGCAGGCUCCUGCCCCCUAAAACAAUCCCUCAAAGCAUGUUUCGUCCGGCCCUCUUGCCUUUGCCCCAGUCCCUGAAAGGCACCUAGUUGCCAGGGCUGCGUGAAGACCCUUGUGGAUCUGAUAGGCCCCGUGUGUCCUGGAAGCCGUCCAGAGACCACUCUUUCUGCCAAUUUUAUGUUACACUUUGUAAGAGGGGAGGGGGGAACGUGAACCAAUUAUUGGAAAGGGCAUUUCCCCCUGUGCAGCUUUUCUGUUCAGCCAGGCGGUGCCACUAUUGGAAUGUUGGCACAAGCCGCGGGCCAGCUGUCCCUGGGGUGUCCCUGGGGCCACGUUGCCCCCUUCCCUCCACCCCCCCGGUUUGGGGCCUACGGCAGCCCCUUCUUGCUCUGGCCCUGCCUUCCUCUCUGCCUAGUUCUCUUCUGGUUUACCUUGCCCUCCUCAGGGACCCAGCUGGGGGAUUUGAAGGAGUCCCAGUGGACCUGCUGUUGCUGAAACAAACAUGGAGACAGUGAUGUGAGCUGGCUCUUGGCAAGUGGCCAAGGUUUCAUGUUGGUUCUGCUUGGUCCUCCUCCCUCCAGGACCCCCACUCCCCACUCCCUACCGUAGCCAACCUCUGUUUUCAUUAAGAAGGGACCAGCCCUAUACUCUGGAAUUGAUGACGUUAACCCCCUGGUGUGUUGUUGAUUUUGUGUUUUUAGCUGAUAACUCAGUACAAUUUAGUUGAUUUCAGAUUGUGUUUAGAUACAGGUGCCCCCCUCCUGGUUAUUUAUUAAACAGCUGCUUUCUUCUUGCAAAGAAAAAAAA